This is a messenger RNA of Thyridium curvatum, 1209 nucleotides long. RefSeq lists its product as uncharacterized. The transcript is spliced from 3 exons. Lineage: Eukaryota; Fungi; Ascomycota; Sordariomycetes; Thyridiales; Thyridiaceae. Gene Ontology annotation, molecular function: oxidoreductase activity. The coding region runs from base 1 to 1209 and encodes 402 amino acids. The record is from RefSeq and is a predicted model, not a curated record.
AUGGCACCCGGAGCAAUCGUUGACGACUUCAUCUCGGAGCCUGUCCAGGUUACCAAGAAGGUCACCAGGCCAGUACCAAAGUCGAUCUUCCCAGACGGCAUCCGCACGUCGGGCCAGCAACCUCCCAUCUACGAGUUGCUCAAGCCCUACUCGGAGUUCCCCAAACACAUCACGGGUCCCACCGUCUGGAAGAAGGAGGACUACAUCGACCACGCGGAUCGAUGGAUACACGCAUUCACCGACGACGAGGUACAAGAGAUCAGCGAUGCUGCCGAUAAGUUUAUUGAAAGCGGCAUCCCACUGACUGGAAUUGCCAAGAAGCACUUCGUCCUCCCCACCCUCAGCAAGAGGCUAGAGACCCUCCGGGAGGACCUCCUCAACGGCAAAGGGUUCAUCCUCUUCAAGCGCUUCCCCGCCGACCGGUGGGGCCCUCUCAAGAACGCCGUUGGGUACAUGGGCCUCGGCACGCACCUGGGCUACUUUGUAUCGCAGAACGGCCGCGGCCACGUCCUGGGCCACGUCAAGGACGUCGACGAGGACCCGACGCAGAUCCACCGCGUGCGCAUCUACCGCACCUCGGCGCGCCAGUUCUUCCACACCGACCCGGGCGACCUCGUCGGCCUGCUCUGCGUGCACCGCGCCCAGGAGGGCGGCGAGAGCGACAUCGUCAGCUCGCAGAACGUGUGGAACGCGCUGCAGCGCGAGCACCCGGACGUCGCCGAGCUGCUGGCGAGGCCCGUGUGGUACUUUGACCGCAAGGGCGAGGUGUCCCAGGGCGAGGAGGAGUGGAUCCGGGCGCCCGUCUUCUACGUCGAGCCCACGGGCAAGGGUCGCGUGUACGCAAAGUGGGAUCCGUACUUUGUGCGGUCCCUGACGCGCUUCUCGGACAGGGGCGUCAUCCCACCGCUGAGCGAGGAGCAGGAACGCGCGAUCAAGGUGCUCGAGGAGACGUGCCAGAGGUUGGCGCUGCACAUGGUGCUCGAGGUCGGCGACAUUCAGUUCCUCAACAACAGUCACCUCUUCCACGCGAGGACGGCAUACAAGGAUCAUGCCCCCCCUGCGCCAAGACGGCACCUUCUGCGCCUGUGGCUAUCGACGCCGAGGACCGAAGGUGGUUGGAGCCUAGCCACCCCCGAUAAUGAUGAACUGAAGCGUGAAGGUAUCCAAGUAAAUGACACGCCACCCAGGGCGCCGCUUGAUGCGGAGUAA